This is a messenger RNA of Hippopotamus amphibius kiboko, 2410 nucleotides long. Its product is annotated as phospholipase A and acyltransferase 3. Gene Ontology annotation, biological process: N-acylphosphatidylethanolamine metabolic process. Gene Ontology annotation, cellular component: cytoplasm. Bases 213 to 701 code for a protein of 162 amino acids. The record is from RefSeq and is a predicted model, not a curated record. Gene Ontology annotation, molecular function: A2-type glycerophospholipase activity; glycerophospholipid phospholipase A1 activity. The transcript is spliced from 5 exons. Lineage: Eukaryota; Metazoa; Chordata; Mammalia; Artiodactyla; Hippopotamidae.
GGGAGUGAACAAGUUAGGGAGCAGCUCAGGGCCGCGGCCGGGGAGGGAGGGCCCCGCUGACUCUCUGGGGCGCGACGCCCGCGCGGGUGACACGCAUCGCGCUCCCCGUCGCCGCGUCGCCCGGCUUCUCCGGUUUCAGGCGUUUCCGCAGCUGAGAAAGCCAACUCCAGCCUGAAAUUGAGGGCCCCCCAUCGCCCGCGUCACCAAAGAGGAUGCACGCGCCCUUUCCAGAGCCCCAGCCUGGAGACCUGAUCGAGAUUUUCCGCCCUUUCUACAGACACUGGGCCAUCUACGUUGGCGAUGGAUAUGUGAUCCACCUGGCCCCCCCAAGCGAAAUCGCGGGGGCUGGUGCGGCCAGUGUCAUGUCUGCGCUGACCGAUAAGGCCAUCGUGAAGAGGGAGCGGCUGUGCGUCGUAGCCGGGAGAGACCGGUACCAGGUAAACAACAAGCACGAUGGCAGGUAUGACCCGUUGCCUCCCAGCAAAAUCGUCCAGCGGGCAGAGGAGCUGGUGGGCCAGGAGGUUCUCUACAAGCUGACCAGCGAGAACUGCGAGCACUUCGUUAACGAGCUGCGCUACGGGGUCGCCCGCAGCGACCAGGUCAGAGAUACCAUCAUGGCAGUUGGCAUCGCAGGAUUGGGCCUGGCAGCCAUGAGCCUCUUUGGAGUCAUGUUCUCAAGAAACAAAAAACAAAAGCAAUGACUUGAAGGGACUCUUUGGUCAGCAAUGACUUUACACAUUAAGGGGGUCUUGUUUUGCUAGAGGGUUUGAGGUUUGGUUUGCAGAUUUCAUUCUGUUUUGUAAUAAGGCUUAUUUUCAUGGAAUAAAAUAAAACCCAAUGAGCGAGGAUUUCCUUGGGGGAAAUGCAGCAAGAACUGCCUGGCGUGGAGUCUGUUGAGGGUGCAGCUGGGCUCUGUUCCUGCUGAUGCCAGGUUGUGCUCUUGCCCUUUGGUGAUUUUCUCUCACUUUCUCUUUGAGGGCUGCGUUCUUUCCGAGCAGGACACAGAGUCCAGCUCCGGUUAUCUCAAGUAAUGGGUGUCUCUAGUGGUGAGGAUACAAGUGGGCAGCAAGGGAGACACACAGACCUGACUGAUGGGUGAGAACAAGAACCACUGGACACCCAGGACCCUUGGCCUGGAACUAGACCCAGGCUGGCCCCCAGGACUCAGCAGCGGGAGUCUGUAGACGUCCAGUGGGGUUCAAACCGAACCAAACCUCAGCCACAAGGAAGCAGUAAAUGCUCUUGCCAAUCUUGUUAAACCUCCCCCGCUCCUCACAGCUCACUUCUGCCUUAUGGCUGCCGCCCCACAGCACACCCCCGUCCUCUCCACUUGGGCUUGUUACGACCCCUCAAGUUGCUGAUCCAACACCCACUCUUGGGGCUUCUCUUCCCACAUCUGCUCAUCUUCAUCCCUGAGGCCUGCGAGGUGCUCCCAGCUCCCGAGAGAGAAUCUGAUUGGCUCAGCUCACUACACAUAGCUCAGCCUGCAGACUGAUUGGCUGCCACUGGGUCAGGUGGCUCCACUAGGCCAAUCAGCUCUGCCCAAUGGGGCCAGGUCACAUGGUACAAGGCUGCCUCAGGCCUUACGGGGUGGGGAUGUGGCUGGUCCCAUGCCUGACGUAGGUACUGCUGAGCCCUGGGGGCAGGGGUUUGGAGAGAAGACACGACCGUUUGUGGUUGGUGCCUUGAGCUCUCCAGCUAUUACUCCCUGGGCUUGGCAGAUGCUCAACGUGACCAUUUGCCUGAAGGGGGCUUUUGUGGGUUCCUCAAAAAUACCCUGCUGGGACCAAUAUUGUCCUUCCCUCCACAGGGCAAGUUUCUCCUUCAUCUGGUUGCGAAUGUUUCCUUCGUCAGCCCUGGUUGUCUGGGGACCUUCUGUCUGUCGGAAUUCUAGACAGGACUGACAAGUGGCUCCUGGCCAGCUCCCUCCUGCCUGGCCCACAUCUGGUCCAGAAUAAGCUUGUGCCCAUUCAUGCCUCAGUGUUGUUAUGAGUAGUUUUCUCCUAGUGUAGUUUUCUUUCUUUUUGUUUCAGUUCUAUUGAUGUAACAUCUCAUGCCAGUUCUCAAGCUCCCCAAACCCAAGGGACAUGGGGCAACUUUAUUGACAUGUGUGUUCCAAUUACCAUUUUCUUAAUUGUUUUGAGUUUGUAUUUGUAGGUGUUUUCCUUUUCUUGUGUUUCCUACUUAGAGAAGUUCUUUUAGCAGUUGUUGUAAGGCUGGUUUGGUGGUGCUGAAUUCUCUUAACUUUUGCUUGUCUGGAAAGCUUUUGAUUUCUCCCUCAAAUCUGAAUGAGAUUCUUGCUGGGUAGAGUAUUCUUGGCUGUAGGUUUCUCUCUUUCAGGACUUUCAGGAUAUCCUGCCAUUCCCUUCUGGCCUGCAGAGUUUCUGUGGAAAGGUCAGCUGUUAUCCUG